AAAAAAUUGUAUAAUACUCACUCCCAUAAGAUUGGGUUUUUCCCACCGGAAGCUGCACGUGCUUUUGUUUGUAAACAAAUUCUCCCCUUCUAGCAGUACUGAGAUAUUCUUUGAUCAUCGUGUUGCUGUACAUUGUGAGAUAAUCAUGGGUAAAAACAAAGGUCGAGACACGAAACAGAAAAGUCGGAUUGAAAAAGCGUUUGUUGUAAAUACCAUGAAGAAAGGAAAAACGAAAACAGUUUCUACCAAUCUCAAAAAGCUGAAUUUACAAUCAAAGGCAAAAACUGCGAAAGCCGAUGAGAAGUUCAAUUCAUUAAAAGAAGUCGUAAUCGAUUCAUCAAAAACAGCUGCAAAGAAACAGCCGAAACAGGUUAAAAAAUCAGUGCCUUCAUCACCAAAAGAACCCGUUGACAUGGAUACAACUACAGAAAGCUUCUCCAAGUUAUGAUAAAACAUUUU
Messenger RNA from Ruditapes philippinarum (Manila clam), 459 nucleotides. RefSeq lists its product as uncharacterized. Bases 146 to 448 code for a protein of 100 amino acids. The record is from RefSeq and is a predicted model, not a curated record. The transcript is spliced from 4 exons. Lineage: Eukaryota; Metazoa; Mollusca; Bivalvia; Venerida; Veneridae. Gene Ontology annotation, biological process: ribosome biogenesis.